GUUUGCUAUCUCGGUCUUCCUUUCUUUUGCUGGGGGUAGCAACAGCAGUGUGGAGGUCUUCCUCUUAAAAUGUGGGGCCAGCCCCUCUAUCUGCCCAGGAGGACCCCUUCAGAAAUUCAAGUCUAAUUUUUCUGAGUUUUAGCUCAUACUUAUGAAGGGAGUCCUUAAGGCCAUGCGGUGCCUCUUUGACAGCCAAGACAAGCGGCACGAUCCAGUUCUUCUCCCUGAUGGUGUGACUGUGGUUCUGGGCAGAGGGCCUGAAACACUUGUCACUGAUAAAAAGUGUUCCCGAAAACAAGUGGAGUUGCUGGCAAAUUAUGCCUACCGAUCAGUUCGAGUCACCCAGCGAGGGGUAAACCCCACAUCUGUGGAGGAGAUACACCUGCGCUGUGGGGACAGCACGACGCUCCAAGAGGGCGAGACUCUGCGCUUGGUGAAUGGACUGUAUCCAUAUCGCAUCCGCUUUGAGCAAGACUCCAGCUCCCCAAAGAAAAACCUGCUGCAGUUCUUCAGCCCCAAGCGGCCCCUGAAGAAGGAGGAGGACGACGGCAGCAGCCGGCCCAAGCGGCCCAAGGUCUCCUCCCCUUCCAAGGAGGAGGAAGAUGACGACGACCCAUCCGUGGUUGAGAAGCUGAGGCAGCUGCAGGAGAUGGCAGCUCGGGCAGAAAUGAGCCGCCAGCCUUCCCAGCAGCCUCCCUCUAAGCUGGCUGCCCAGCCCUCGGACUCCUGGGAGGAGCACGGCAAGCUCAUGGUCUUCACGAAGAAAGGGGUGGCACCCAGCGCUAAAGUUGCAGGGUUUGAUCUGGACGGAACCCUCAUCACAACACAGUCUGGGAAAGUGUUUCCUACAAGCCCUGACGACUGGAGGAUCCUGUACCCUGAGGUACCCCGUAAGCUGAAGCAGCUUCAGAGUGAGGGGUACAAGCUUGUGAUCUUCACCAACCAGCUGGGAAUCAGCCGUGGGCGCCUGAGGCCUGAAGUGUUCAAAGCCAAAGUGGAAGCCGUGAUGGAGCGGCUGGGCGUCCCGCUUCAGGUGUUUGUGGCGACCGGCUCCGGCAUUUACCGCAAACCUGUCCUUGGCAUGUGGGAUCAUCUGUGCGAGAAGGCGAAUGGCGGCUUAGCGGUGGCUUUGCAACAAAGUGUCUACGUGGGAGAUGCAGCUGGACGUCCACCAAAUUGGGCCCCUGGACAUAAGAAGAAAGAUUUCUCCUGCAGUGACCGCCUGUUUGCUCUGAAUGCCGGGCUUCCUUUCCACACCCCUGAAGAGUAUUUCCUGGGCUGGAAAAAGGCAUCAUUUGCGCUCCCCAACUUUGACCCGCGGGCGCUGGAUCCCAAGGCACGGCUGUACGAUCCCCCGGACGCUUGCCUGACCUCAUCCUCCCCAGAGCUGGUUGUGGCUGUUGGCUUCCCUGCGGCUGGCAAGUCAAGUUUUUUAAAGCAACAUUUGGCCUCUGCUGGUUACGCCUACGCCAACCGGGACACACUUGGUUCGUGGCAGAAGUGUGUGGCUUUAUGCCACACAUCGCUGCAGGCAGGGAAGAGCGUAACGGUGGACAACACCAAUCCAGACCUGGAAUCGAGGCGGAGGUACAUUGAGUGUGCCAAGGAGGCUGGUGUCCCCUGCCGGUGUUUCCUCUUUACCGCCUCGUUGGAACAAGCCAAGCACAACAACAGAUUUCGGGAAAUGACGGAAAAGGGACAUGUGCCUGUUAACGAUAUUGUCCUCAACACUUAUAAGAGUAAGUACGUGGAGCCAUCGCUGGAGGAGGGUUUCUCUGAAAUCCUCAAGAUUCACUUUGUGCCUCAGUUCACAGACUCUCAACUAGAGUCGCUUUACCGGCAGUUUUCGGAGGGGUGAGGGCGAAGCCGCAGCACCCGUUGGCUGGAGCCGUUUUGAAGUGUAGGAGGCGCGCUUACGGAGUGCGUGAGCUCCCCCUGCUGGUCAAAGGGGAACUUUGCCUUUGCCUGGAGUCUGUCCUCAGGCUGCUUGAAAGUGGAGCAAACUAGGAUAUGAUUCUCCUUCCCCUUCUACCUUUUAGAAGCAAGGUGAAAUAAAGUUUUGGAAUGCAAA
This is a messenger RNA of Elgaria multicarinata webbii, 2071 nucleotides long. It is a transcript of the gene PNKP, whose product is annotated as polynucleotide kinase 3'-phosphatase. Gene Ontology annotation, molecular function: polynucleotide 3'-phosphatase activity; protein binding; double-stranded DNA binding. The record is from RefSeq and is a predicted model, not a curated record. Bases 152 to 1858 code for a protein of 568 amino acids. The transcript is spliced from 17 exons. NCBI's taxonomy places the organism in Eukaryota, Metazoa, Chordata, Lepidosauria, Squamata, Anguidae. Gene Ontology annotation, cellular component: nucleus. Gene Ontology annotation, biological process: DNA repair.